UGAAGCGGUUCAGUGCUGGAGAUUUACAGACUUUAAUCUCCCUGCUUUGCGCUCAGUAUUCAUGUUGGUUUGUUUGGUAAAAGAAUAGUUCAAUCAAAUAUAGAGGUAGUAUCAUCAUUUACUUGUUUCAAAUCUGUACCACUUCCGAAACACACGCGGAGAUGCGGGAUGACAGCCGCGGUCACCAUUCACUUUAACGAACACUUCAUGAUGAGUUAUGCUGAAAAGCCAGAGGACGUGACAAGAGAGGAGUGGAUGGAAAAGCUAAAUAAUGUUCAUAUUCAGCGGGCAGACAUGAAUCGGCUCAUUAUGAAUUAUCUGGUGACAGAGGGGUUUAAAGAAGCAGCUGAGAAGUUCAGGAUGGAAUCAGGCAUUGAACCAAGUGUUGAUCUGGACUCUCUGGAUGAAAGGAUAAAAAUUAGGGAGAUGGUGCUGAAGGGACAAAUUCAAGAGGCCAUUGCACUGAUCAACAGUCUGCAUCCUGAGCUGCUGGACACUAACCGAUAUCUGUACUUUCAUCUUCAGCAACAACACCUGAUAGAGUUGAUUCGCCUGCGGGAAACGGAGGCUGCAUUGGAGUUUGCACAGACACAGUUAGCUGAACAGGGAGAGGAAAGCCGAGAGUGUCUGACAGAGAUGGAGCGCACCCUCGCACUCCUGGCGUUUGAUAACCCAGAAGAGUCACCCUUCGGUGACCUGCUGAACAUGAUGCAGAGACAGAAGGUGUGGAGCGAGGUAAACCAGGCGGUGCUGGACUAUGAAAACAGGGAGUCCACACCGAAACUUGCCAAACUCCUCAAACUGUUGCUGUGGGCUCAGAACGAGUUGGACCAGAAGAAAGUCAAGUACCCUAAAAUGACAGAUCUUAGCAAAGGCACCAUCGAGGACCCCAAGUGAAAACGAACCGGCAUCUCUUCUGUGGGGAACAAAAUGGACGCUUUCCCUUUCCUUAACUAUUUAUACUCCGUGACUGACACUCAAACAUCCUUUUAUCAACCUUUUGUUUGUUUACUUGUUGCUUAUCAGAGACUUUGCUUUAAAUGGGCUGGGGAAUUGAGAUUAAGAUUUAAGGGGGACUCCUAGCCAAAAUGGAAACACUUUUUUUUAUCACAGAUGGAUUUCUGUGAUUUUUGUUACCACAAUGUUUGACUUGCUGAGCUGAAUUGAUUGCAUUUUAGCCAUUUUGUUUUUGCAGAGGAUUAUUAUCUAUUUUGUCAGUAAAUGUUGAGAAAGUCUACAAAUAUAAGUUGAGGACUGAACCACACUAUCUAGAUUUAACUUUAAGUAUUUGACUGUGUCAUCUGAUGUGAGGUACCUACGGUGCAACAGUAGUGUUUCAUCAAGGACAGUGGAUUUGAUUGUACCAAUGCGGAGAACGAGUUCUGUGUGCUUUCACAACUUUUAUUUGCAGUGCACAGGUAUACAUUUUGUAUGCGUGUUAAAGGGUUCUGUCAAAGAAAAUCUGCCCUUUUCGAGUACUAAUGUUAUUGCAUUAUAAUGUUAUAAAGUCAUGUGACAUUGUUUUCUACUGUA
Molecule: messenger RNA, 1533 nt
Organism: Carassius gibelio (silver crucian carp)
Lineage: Eukaryota; Metazoa; Chordata; Actinopteri; Cypriniformes; Cyprinidae
Product: glucose-induced degradation protein 8-B homolog
Exons: 5
Coding region: 169-897 (242 amino acids)
Biological process (GO): proteasome-mediated ubiquitin-dependent protein catabolic process; positive regulation of canonical Wnt signaling pathway
Cellular component (GO): cytoplasm; nucleus
Molecular function (GO): protein binding
Source: RefSeq, a predicted model, not a curated record